AUGUUGCCGCCAUACUCAUCCACCCCGAAUCGUUUCGGAUUCUUCCAGACGAAGCCGUAUGCCGCUCUCAAGGCUACCGCAAUGAGCCAACGCCCUGCCACCGCUCCCCUCACGCUUGCAAUCCUCAAACAAGCUCUCCCAUCCGAAGAAAAGGAUGAAUGGUACCGAGCAGAAAGUCCGGCUACUGGAGACUGGAACAACAUCGGAGACGAUGUCAACGCCAAAUAUUUCACGCACCCAAGUGUGAAAUCCCAAACCGGUCCGCCAAGUGAGCAAACCKGCCCAUUCCCAGAGUUUGAAUUUUGCUUCCUCCCCACCAAGCAAAACAAAGAGGCGCUCCUCUUUGCCGAUGGCGUCAUCAAACAAAGUAUACGGGACUACUGUCGAAAGAACCACUUGGCGAAAUGCCACAACCUCUGGGACGACGUCUGCGAUAUCACGCUAGACAUCCACCCAAUGCGCCUGAUUUUCCUCCCGCAAGGAUGGGCCGGGCAGCACAUGCCGCCCUCACGCGCUGUGUUGUUCGACAAGGCUCUGGACAACCUCUACCAGUUCAGAAACUUGCUCGCUCACCCGGGAAACUCGAGCGAAAAUGGCGCCACGCUGGAAGUCGUAUGCCAGAAGAUCUCCCACGUGAGAACCAUGGCCAAGCUACUUGAAGACUGGCCAGCGGUUUCAAAAAUAGAUGAUCUUUUGGAGAGGUUGUUCGUGGAGGGAAGACAGGUGAUGGCGUAUGUGGAACAGUAUAGGACGCUUGCUGGCCUUCCGCAAGGUAUGCAGGACUGGCCACGACACUGCGAGAGACUGUUGAAUCGUGUGGUUUCCGCCCAGGUUGCGUAUGUGGAGAACCCUUCUUCGGAGGAUGAGUGGCAGUGCCACUACAGGGGAAAGAGAAUUCCGCCCUUGAUUGGUGCUGCUGCUGAGGAUUGGGCUGCCAAGUACGAUUUCGUGGGAGUCCUUAAGCCGGACUAUGCCGUUGGGAAGUAG
Molecule: messenger RNA, 987 nt
Organism: Ramularia collo-cygni
Lineage: Eukaryota; Fungi; Ascomycota; Dothideomycetes; Mycosphaerellales; Mycosphaerellaceae
Exons: 1
Coding region: 1-987 (328 amino acids)
Source: RefSeq, a predicted model, not a curated record